AUGGGACCAGGCUCACUCAGCUCACUCAGGCCCUUGUCACACUGCUCAGGCCCUUAUCACACUCGCUCAGUCCUUGUCACACUCAGGCCCUUGUCACAGGCUCAGGCCCCAUCACACUCAUCACAGGCCCUCACACCUGCUCAGGCCCUUGUCACACUGCUGGGCCCUUAUCAGGCCCUUAUCACAGCUCAGUCCCUUGUCACACCUGCUCAGGCCCUUGUCACACCUGCUCAGGCCCUCACACCUGCUCAGGCCCUUGUCACACUCUGCUCAGCCCUCACUCCUCAGGCCCUUAUCACCUGCUCAGGCCCCUGUCACACUCUGCUCAGGCCCUAUCACACCUGUUCAGGCCCUUGUUACACCUUGUCACUCACUCAGGCUCUUGUCACACCUGCUCAGGCCCUUAUCACACUCGCUCAGGCCCCUGCCACUCAGGCUGCUCAGGCCCUUAUCACCACUCAGGCCCUUAUCACUCUCAGGCCCUUGUCACACCUGCUCAGGCCCCCAUCACACUCUGCUCAGGCCCUUGCUCACACCUUCACCCCACACUCUCAGGCCCUCACUCACUCAGGCCCUUAUCACUCGCUCAGGCCCUCACACCCUCAGGCAGCCCUACACCUGCUCAGGCCCUUGUCACUCACUCAGGCUCUUGUCACACUUCAGGUCACUCAGGCCCUUGUUGCUCAGGCCCUUAUCACUCGCUCAGGUCACACCUGCUCAGGCCCUUGUUACACUCACUCAGGUCACUCACUCAGGUCACACUCCUCAGGCCCUUAUCACUCAGGCUCUUAUCACACCUGCUCAGUCCCUUGUCACACUCGCUCAGUCCCUUGUCACACUCGCUCAGGCCCUUAUCACUCGCUCAGUCCCCUGGAUGUGUCCCUGUUAUAUAUAUUCCAGUGA
This is a messenger RNA of Homarus americanus (American lobster), 903 nucleotides long. RefSeq lists its product as uncharacterized. NCBI's taxonomy places the organism in Eukaryota, Metazoa, Arthropoda, Malacostraca, Decapoda, Nephropidae. The record is from RefSeq and is a predicted model, not a curated record. Bases 1 to 903 code for a protein of 300 amino acids. The transcript has 2 exons.